CUGUUAAAAAGAAAGCUGGCUUUAUCACUCCAGUUCCGGGAGGUGUGGGACCCAUGACAGUGGCAAUGCUUCUGAAGAACACCCUUCUGGCAGCUAAAAAAAUCAUUUACUAGAUCACAUGAAAGGAUAAAGCAAACUGAAGUCAUGCUAUUUGUUUAUUUGACAAAGGGUAACAGGAAACCAAUGUUUCAAAAGAAAACUUGAUCACAUUGCUAGAUAAUACAGGGAUCCUAACCAAGUGCGUGAGUGCCCAGAGGCUUUCUGCUGCUGCCAGAAGUACAUAUUUUUUUGAUUGGUAAGAACUGCCAGAUGACGCUUCAUGAAAUAUAAAUGCAACAAAGACUCAGAGAGCUCAAUAAAAACCUUCCACCCGUCAGUCUAGAAGGAUAAGAGAAAGAAAGUUAAGCAACUACAGGAAAUGGCUUUGGGAGUUCCAAUAUCAGUCUAUCUUUUAUUCAACGCAAUGACAGCACUGACUGAAGAGGCAGCCGUGACUGUAACACCUCCAAUCACAGCCCAGCAAGCUGACAACAUAGAAGGACCCAUAGCCUUGAAGUUCUCACACCUUUGCCUGGAAGAUCAUAACAGUUACUGCAUCAACGGUGCUUGUGCAUUCCACCAUGAGCUAGAGAAGGCCAUCUGCAGGUGUUUUACUGGUUAUACUGGAGAAAGGUGUCUAAAAUUGAAAUCGCCUUACAAUGUCUGUUCUGGAAAAAGACAACCACUGUGAGGCCUUUGUGAAGAAUUUUCAUCAAGGCAUAUGUAGAGAUCAGUGAGCCCAAAAUUAAAGUUUUCAGAUGAAACAACAAAACUUGUCAAGCUGACUAGACUUGAAAAUAAUGACAGUUGGGAUCACAAUGAAAUGAGAAGAUAAAAUUCAGCGUUGGCCUUUAGACUUUGCCAUCCUUAAGGAGUGAUGGAAGCCAAGUGAACAAGCUGCAGUGACACAAGUCAAGUUCAUAGUUUCACUCUGGGUUUUUUGUUGUUGUGUGGUUAUUAUUCUCACUACAGAAAGACUGAGUUUCAUGCUCCUGGCUGUGUCAGAUGUGAAUUUUCAUGGGAAUAAUAAUCAACCUUGCAGCAAGCCAAAGCAAUGCCUCGCUUGGGUUCUUCAUGUUCUUACUACCCAGUGUUUUUUACCACCUAGAUGGACCUCUCUAAGUCUAUUUGCUCAGUGAACCUUAUCCCAAACUUCUUGUUUUCAUGGUGUCUAAAAGAAUGUGAUGUUAGCUUUUAGAAUGAAAUCAGUGUUAAGGUACCUGCAGUGAACCAAACGUGUCUUAAAUCUAACCUACUGAAAACAGAAUGGAAUGUCCAAGGCAAAUACAAAUCAUACACAGCUUGUAACAUACAGCCUUUAUAUGUGACAUAUGGAAUAAACUAAAGAGUUUCUGAAGACUGAAGCUAUCUGGAUAUCAAGUCUGGAGUAGGCAAAGCAUUUCCAUUUCUACAUGGAUUAUAAAACUUUGUGUUGGACUCAUUGGCCCCUAAUGCUUUUGUUCAUCACUUCUUCCAGUUGUCGGUGGAAUUACCUGGUGACUAUUCAUUUGGACCGAAAUCCUAGAAGUCUCCUACUGAAUAAAAGUCUACAAUUGGCCCUAAAAUAGAAACUGAAACACAGGACAUAGAAUUUUUUCACCAGACCACAGCAUGUGGAAACUUUCCUUAUCGUUUUUGAACACUUGUUAACAGAUUUGCACAUAGAGGGAGAGAAAAAAAAAAUGGAGUAACAGUCAAAAUAAUAAGAAUCAGUGUCCAGGCCAGGUGCGGUAGUUCACGCCUGUAAUCCUAGCACUUUGGGAGGCCAAGGCGGAUGGAUCACCUGAGGUCAGGAGUUUGAGACCAGCCUGGCCAACAUAGUGAAACCCUGGCUCUACUAAAAAUACAAAAAUUAGCUGGGCGUGGUGGCACAUGCCUGUAAUCCCAGCUACUCUGAAGGCUGACACAGGAGAAUCGCUUGAACCCAGGAGGCAGAGGUUGUAGUGAGCCGAGAUGGCAACCCUGCACUCCAACCUGGGCGACAAGAGCGAAACUCCCUCCAAAAAAAAAAAAAAAAAAAAAAAUCAGUAUCCCUCCUCUUAGUAAUAUUUCUGUCACUUAAUUCAAACAGUCGUAUGCAGAUCACUUAAUUUAUUUGGGCUUUUGUUUCAUUUUCUACAAGGCCCUCUUAGCUCUAAAACUUGACAGUGGAAUAAGGAAAUGUUUUUCCAAACCUGCAUUGCCGGUGAGAUCCUCAACAUCAACAUGUUGAGAUGGACCUCAACCCCACCUCUAACCCUGAAACACACCACUUGAUAUUAUCUUAGGUAUAUGUUUUAGUGUUAGUUUGUAAAAUAAUAAUUUAUUUUUGAAGGAAAUAUAAAAUAUUAAAGAGUAAUAAUAGCUAUCAUUUUUUAAGAUUCAAUCUAAAACAAUGGACUCUUUUUUUCCCCAUUUGUGAUGUAGAUAAGCAAGACAAUUUUGAUCAUGAGUGGUAAAAAGAGGAUCAAACUUGACUAUUCUUACAAUGACAGUCCAGCAGCAAGCCUUUCAUUUACAUUAAAUUAUAACUUUUCAUUCAUUCCUAAACCAAACUUAAAAUUCUGCUUUCCUUUGAGUAGAAGGUAUUUAACUUGUUUUGUUUUUCCUUCAGAAGGAAUUUAAUGCAAAUGGAUUGCAGUCAGCACUUUCUGAAUGUUUUCACACAGUGUGCAAAGCUUACAUCAUACCAAGGAGUGGAGAGUUGAAGUUUCCUCCCAGUGACUCCAGUGACAGACCACACCUAGAAAGCGUUUCUCUUCCUGAGUAUUUCAAAAAGAUGUAAAAGAGCUGGGGAGAGUAUGGGAAGAAACAAUACAGGAUUGCCUUUAAUUAACAAUUGCCUCCUGAUAAAAGGAAAAAGAAAUUAAUGCUGGAGUAUGGAGGGGUGAUAACCUUAAAGAUUAUAAAUAUUUGUUGUCUAUAAAUACUUGUAAAUUAUAAACACAAUAUAAUUAAAAUUAGAACAUCAGGAAAAGAAUUAAAAUCCUCAGGUUGCAAAACCAAAAUGUUAACCAAAACAAAUACUCAUGAGAUUCAACUUUGUUCACCUAUAGAAUAGUACUUAUUAACAACAUAAAAUCUACCCUAUGAGACUGUAUGGAAACUCAGAGUGUGGCUUAUGAUGACCAUCUGUUUAUGAUAUUUCAUAUAAAACAAUCUUGUGAUCCUGUAGUUCCUACCAUUAAUUUUGUAGGAAGGAAUCUCUGACAUUCCUAUGGAGCUAGAACCACAUCUGGCAAUAUUUAAGUACCUAAGCAGAACUUAAGAGGGACAAUGCAUAAGUACAAGAUAUUUAGAAAUUGGUUCAUUUUUUUUCUAUAUAUAAGAAGACCCUAAAAAGAGCCUUUCAGUAAAGUUUGUGCUUCAGAACUACACUUUCAGCUAUCAAUCAAUGUGUCAUUAAUUGGGGGUGGAUUAUUUAGGAAACAAAUGCCAACAUGUUUCAGGCAUCUUUGACUACAUUACACUAGCCAAGAAGUUCAUCAAUUUCUUUCAUUCCCCAUUUUGUCUCUUCCCUUCGUCUAUCCUCCAAUUAUUUGAGAACACAUCCUUAAGUCAUCAGUAUUCAUGAGUGCUUUAUUAUUUAGCAUUUCAGAGUAUAAUGAGGAUGGGGCACAGAAUAUAAUGUCAGCCAUCCUGGAGCCAGUAAAUUUGCAAAAAAAGUAAUUAAAAAUGC
Pongo pygmaeus (Bornean orangutan) is the source of this 3697-nucleotide messenger RNA. RefSeq names its product epithelial mitogen (gene EPGN). Bases 419 to 730 code for a protein of 103 amino acids. The record is from RefSeq and is a predicted model, not a curated record. Lineage: Eukaryota; Metazoa; Chordata; Mammalia; Primates; Hominidae. Gene Ontology annotation, molecular function: epidermal growth factor receptor binding; growth factor activity. The transcript is spliced from 6 exons. Gene Ontology annotation, biological process: epidermal growth factor receptor signaling pathway; positive regulation of mitotic nuclear division; positive regulation of cell population proliferation.